GCCAUCCCAGAUGUGUGUGACUUUCUUUCUUCAGCAGAACACAAACAAAGAUUUUUAGAAGUUUUUCCUCGAUGUUGUGACAUAAAACCAGUUUGCCACAGAUAUGUUCUUGGAUUACAGACUAAAUUAUCACCACGUCACAAACCAUUGCGCAAUCAAUUAUUGUUACGCUCUCCGUCUGAAUAAAUAUUUAUAUAGUUGCUGUGGCUUCGGUUUUGUAUUGAGCCUGAGAGAGAUAGAUCCUGUCACCACCUGUCUCCGUUGUAACUAGCUUAUUCAGGAAGUUUGUCCCUAUUGUAGCACCGUAGCACAGUUCAGGAAGAGGGGAGUGAGAAGUGUAGGGGGAGGAAAAUAAUGGAAGUGCUUGGAAAAUAAUGUUGAGUUUCCUUGCAGAGGAGAGACGUCACAGCCCGACCACAGAGAGCAGAAGUAGGAAUAGGAGGAAGGAUCAUACCAAGACAGUGGAGAGAGAAGUUCAAUCUGAGACUAAAACAUUAGACAUUACAGCGGAUGGACAAAGUUUAUUCCCAAGAGUCCUGAGAAAAAUCGUUCAAGAAUAUUUCAAUAGUAAUGUGUGUGCGUCGUGACGAGUCGCUGAGAUAAAGGGCCUGGGCUUAUAAAAAAAACAAAAAAAAACAAGGCACUGUUUAUGGUUUUCUUUUCUUCCCCCUCUCUUUCUCUCCAACCAAAUCGGUGGAGGGUUGUGCGCACAACCGGGAGUUGCCGCUGACUGACUGACGGCAGGAGGGAACGAAAGUUUGCAAGGCGGGCGGAAAAUUAUUCGACGUAAACACUCGUUGUUUUCGACACUAGGACCGCAUAUUUCAAGCUUAAAUGCAUUGUAGAUACUUUUGGAAACUGCGGAUAUUUGUUCAGGCUAGCGGUGACCUCGAAAUCUAGAUUGAAAUCCUGUUUUAAGGCGUGUGCGUGGGUUGCGCCGUAACAUGAAGGUGGUGGUAGAUUGACGCGGAUAGCGCGAGAGCCGCUGUUUAGGAGCUGGGCUACUCACUUGUCUUUAACUUUUACCUUUCUAUUGAGAUAUUUCUGAUUUAUACUGAUUGUGUGUGUAUAUAUAUAAAUAUAGUGUUCUUUGACUGAGGUGGGCUUGGCUUAGUUUACGCAUUCUGCCAAAAUGAGUGUAGAGACCGCGCGCAGUGUGGUACAUCUGAUCGGAUCUGAGCGCCACUCCAAGCUCUUGUAAAUGUUGCCAUGCAGUCUUCAGGACUAAAGACCAGCCAUUUAUCAUCUGAAAACGCUCGCUAGGCUCUCUCGACCAUUUUCUGGUAACAUUUGUCUCAAGAACGGGGUCAGUUGGCCUUGAAGAACCUCUUGUUCUUCACACAUAUUGACGGUCAGAAAUCCUGCAGCUGUUUUCGCACGCGGUUAAACUGCUCGCGACGGGGACGAGCCAAAUGUUUCUCCGGAAAGCUCACAAGUUUUCCUGAACUGUCCUUUGAAAUAAACAUUUGUGGAAAAUAAAUCACAAUACGACUAGCUGCAGUUUUGGACCACGUAUUUUUAAUCCUCGAUUCCUUCAGAAAUUGCUGUAAACAUGUCAGAAAACGCACCUACGCGGAGUCUGGAUGACAUCGACCUGUCCGCCCUGCGGGAUCCAGCAGGAAUCUUCGAGCUGGUGGAAGUUGUGGGCAAUGGCACCUACGGACAGGUGUACAAGGGUCGUCACGUAAAGACAGGUCAGCUGGCUGCUAUAAAGGUCAUGGAUGUGACUGAAGAAGAAGAGGAGGAGAUUAAAGCAGAGAUUAAUAUGCUGAAGAAGUACAGUCACCAUAGAAACAUCGCCACCUACUAUGGAGCCUUCGUAAAGAAAAGUCCACCCGGACACGACGACCAGCUCUGGUUGGUGAUGGAGUUUUGUGGUGCUGGCUCAGUAACAGACUUGGUGAAGAACACAAAAGGAAACUCGCUGAAAGAAGACUGGAUCGCGUAUAUCUGCAGAGAAAUACUGAGAGGUCUGUCUCACCUCCAUGCUCAUAAAGUGAUCCACAGAGACAUAAAGGGACAGAAUGUACUGCUUACAGAGAAUGCAGAGGUGAAACUCGUGGAUUUUGGUGUGAGCGCACAACUGGAUCGUACAGUAGGCAGAAGGAACACUUUCAUUGGCACUCCAUACUGGAUGGCCCCAGAGGUCAUUGCUUGUGAUGAGAAUCCAGACUCCACCUAUGAUUACCGGAGUGAUAUCUGGUCUCUGGGCAUCACUGCAAUAGAGAUGGCUGAAGGAGCUCCUCCGUUAUGCGACAUGCAUCCCAUGCGAGCCUUGUUCCUUAUCCCACGCAACCCUCCUCCUAAACUCAAGUCCAAGAAAUGGUCCAAAAAGUUUAUAGACUUCAUUGAGGGUUGUCUGGUAAAGUCAUAUCCGAGUCGUCCCUCCACAGAACAGCUACUGAAGCACUCAUUCAUCAGGGACCAGCCCACAGAGAGACAGGUCCGCAUCCAGCUAAAAGAUCACAUAGACCGUACACGCAAGAAACGUGGUGAAAAGGAGGAGACAGAGUAUGAGUACAGCGGUAGUGAUGAAGAGGAUGAGAACAGAGGAGAUGAGAGAGAGUCCAGCUCAAUUCUGAAUGUUCCGGGUGAGUCGACAUUGCGGAGGGAUUUCCUGAGGCUGCAGCAGGAGAAUAAAGAGCGCUCAGAGGCCUUAAAGAGACAGCAGGCGCAGCUCGCUGCUCAGCGUAGAGACCCUGAGGAGCACAAACGCCAGCUGCUGCAUGACCGACAGAAACGGAUAGAGGAGCAGAAAGAACAGAGGCGGCGCUUAGAAGAGCAACAGAGGAAAGAGAGGGAGAUGGUGCGGCAGCAACAGGAUAAAGCUCCUCACAGGAGACUUGAUGACAUGAGGCGAGAGGAGGACAGGAGGAUGGCAGAGAGAGAGCAGGAGUUUAUAAGACAUAAGUUGGAGGAAGAACAGCGGCAGUUGGAGAUACUGCAGCAGCAAUUACUGCAGGAGCAGGCAUUGCUAAUGGAGUACAAGCGUAAACAGCUGGAGGAGCAGAGACAGUCAGAGAGACUUCAGAGACAGUUGCAGCAGGAGCACGCUUACCUUGUCUCACUUCAACAACAGCAGCAGCAAGACAAGAAACCACAGAUGUACCACUACAGCAAAAACCUAGAGAACAACAAACCAGCCUGGGCUAGAGAGGUUGAGGAGCGCAGUAAAUUGAACAGACAGGGCUCUCCCAAAAUCUGCACUACAGUCUCUGACACCAACAUCCAAUCACGUUCUGAAUCAGUCAACCAAUCAGGAGCUGCUCAGACACCACCCAUGCAGAGACCUGUGGAACCACAGGGUGGACAGGGAAAGUUCCAGAUGGCCCACCUGGUGCCGUUAAAACCAUACGCUGCUCCUGUCCCUCGCUCUCAGUCUCUUUGUGAUCAGCCCACUAAGACCAUGUCUGCCUUCCCCACCCAGGAUCCCUCUCCCACACCCAUACCUCGCCCUCUACACUCCAGAGAACUAGUUCGUCAAAAUUCUGACCCCACCUCCGAGACCCCCACUCCUCAGUCUCGGCCUAUGAGAGAUGACCGGGGGCCUUGGAUCCAUCUUCCGGAGAUUGAGCAGCCUCCUAAAAUUCCUCAGAGAACAGCCUCUAUAGCCACGGCACUGAACACAAAUCUCUCCUCUGGUAUCAGACACCCAGUCCGAGCAAGUAAUCCAGAUCUGAGUCGUAAUGAGCGUUGGGAGCGAGGUGACAGCAUGAGCAUCAUGUCCAACCUGCCACAGACAGGCUCUCUAGAAAGACAUCGCAUACUCAGCUCGUCCAAGAUGGACUCCUCCCCCACCCUGUCUCAUGAUGGUCGACACAAACCAGGAGAAUCCCGUACAUCGUCCAGACCCAGCAGACCAGCGGACCAUGGACUAUACUCUAAGGAGCGGGCAGAGGAGCAGCCACGGCCCCCGGUGAAGGCUAAUGACUACUCCUCUUCCUCAGAAAGCAGUGAGAGCAGUGAAGAGAGUGAGAGUGGAGAGGGAGCAGAGGAGGAGAGCCCUACUGACCGCCCACGUGAUGCAGAUUCUGACUCUGUGAACACUAUGGUUGUCCAUGAGGAGGAGGAGGGUGAAGGAGGAGAGGAAGAACGAGCUGGAGGAUAUGGAGACCAAACCAUGCUUGUACAAAGGACCCCAGAGAAGCGUAGUCAUAAUGGAUACACCAACCUGCCUGAUGUGGUUCAGCCCUCCCACUCUCCUACAGACUCGGCCUCCCACUCUUCUCCUGGGAAAGACUCUACCUAUGAUUAUCAGUCCAGGGGAUUGGUGAAGGCCUCUGGAAAAUCCUCCUUUACUACUUUUGUAGACCUUGGAAUGUACCAACCAUCAGGGGGCACAGGAGAUAACGUUUCUGUUGGAGGCCUGGGCUCUCGUUUUGAGCAGCUGAAGCUGGAGGUGAGGAAGGGCUCUAUGGUCAAUGUCAAUCCCACCAACACUCGUCCUGUCAGUGACACUCCUGAAAUCCGCAAAUACAAGAAGAGAUUCAACUCUGAGAUCCUGUGUGCUGCCCUCUGGGGUGUGAAUCUGCUAGUAGGGACAGAGAAUGGCCUGAAGCUGCUGGAUCGCAGCGGACAGGGGAAAGUUUAUCCACUGAUCAACUCGCGCAGAUUUCAGCAGAUGGAUGUUUUGGAGGGUCUCAAUCUACUCAUUACUAUAUCAGGAAAGAAGAAUAAAGUGCGUGUAUAUUAUCUGGCCUGGCUGAGGAACAAAAUCCUUCAUAAUGACCCAGAGGUGGAAAAGAAACAGGGCUGGACCACUGUAGGGGAAAUGGAAGGCUGUGUCCACUACAAAGUGGUGAAAUAUGAAAGGAUCAAGUUUUUGGUUAUCGCUCUGAGAAAUGCUGUGGAGGUUUAUGCCUGGGCUCCCAAACCUUACCAUAAAUUCAUGGCCUUCAAGUCAUUUGGUGACCUGCCUCAUAGGCCUCUUUUGGUGGACCUUACAGUGGAGGAAGGCCAAAGGUUAAAGGUCAUCUAUGGUUCAAGUGCUGGCUUCCAUGCCAUUGAUGUAGACUCUGGGAACAACUACGACAUCUACAUUCCUGUGCAUAUCCAGUCCCAGGUGACUCCUCAUGCAAUCGUAUUCCUGCCCAACUCUGAUGGAAUGGAGAUGCUGUUGUGUUAUGAGGACGAGGGUGUUUACGUCAACACAUAUGGACGCAUCAUCAAAGAUGUGGUGUUGCAGUGGGGAGAAAUGCCCACAUCUGUUGCCCAUAUCUGCUCUAAUCAGAUUAUGGGCUGGGGAGAGAAAGCCAUUGAGAUCAGAUCUGUUGAGACGGGACACCUGGAUGGGGUCUUCAUGCACAAGAGAGCUCAGAGGCUUAAGUUCUUGUGUGAACGAAAUGACAAGGUGUUUUUUGCAUCAGUGCGCUCUGGUGGCAGUAGUCAGGUCUACUUCAUGACCCUCAAUAGAAACUGCAUCAUGAACUGGUGAAAGAGCUGCUACAUGAACAUAGAUUCUGCUGUGCACACAUACAAACACUGAAGAGUCCUCUCACACAAUAUUUCCUCACAUACACACUUUGUAAAAACACACACAUAAUCCUGCACAAGCCUACAGAUGGAACACAUACACAAGCAUAGUUAUUUACUUCCUGAAAACACUCCUUCACCAUCUUCUUUAAUCUCUGAGCCAACUGAAAAAGGAGUGUGUGUAUGUACUGUGAGCGCACUGCUGACCUCUGACAGAGCAAUGUUGUGUACAACUAAUUCCAAAUGGUUCGUUUUCAGCAUAUUGGGCCCCUUCACAACAUUCCUCUCUGCUAAUUUCUGACAUUUGAAGGACCAUACAAAAAGGCUAACUGUACAUUUAUCUCUAGAAAUGUAUGUAAACUAUGAGAAUCACAAAAUGUUUGCGUGUUUUCUGACACAGCAGCAGUGUGUGUUUGAGAGAAUUUAUAAGCUACUUUGAGCAGCAGAAACAACUUGAAACUCUGCAGCAGUAGAGGGUGGUACUUCAAUAUCUGUAAUUUUCCAUUUCCACUGUAUAGUGAAGUAGUUGUUUAUCAUCGGUUGCAUUCAAAGUUUCUGAUACAAGUGAUAUAAAGUAAUGUUUUCUUUUCAACAAGUAGAAGUAUAGACAAUGAUUUAAAAAAAAAAAAAAUCUAACAAUAUCAGUUUUAACUUAUUCUGAGAUGAUUUCCUUUCUAAGGGAGGGAAGGGGAUGGGUUUCGCUUUCUCGAUGUAUAAACAAUAAUCCAACGCCUUUGUCGCCAAACUGUUUGUUCUAUUGAAAUGCCUUUGGCCGCUUACAGAGCAGAAUCUGGCAUUUUGCUUUUCCACUUAUCAUCUGGUGAGACCGAGUCACCCACAAUGAUCCAUCUUUGGUUUUGCUUUUCAAAGCACUUUUUUUCUUUCUAUUUGGGAAGUUUCAUCAUAUCUACUACAGUUUGAUAUUCUCUGUACGUAAUCGUAUUUGGUAUUACUACUACUUUUAUGAUCUGCUGUUCUAUAGCUGUUCCAUUUGAAAUAUGUGUUGUGUGCUCGUUCUUGUACAAAGGUUUACGAAGGAGUUUUUUUUUUUCCUUUGGUUAUUCUGAUUCUAAGGUCAGGAAGUUAUGAUUAAGUGCUUUUUUUGGCAGCAUAAAUGUAUAGUUCAGUUAUCACUGUGUAAAUUGUACAUAGCAGCCAUAAAUGUAUUUAGAUAAAAAUCUUGUUUGUAUGCACUAGUCACAUGAUUUCUUUUUAGGAGUUAAAUCACUACACUACUGCGUAAUACAAUAUUAGCAUUUAUUUCACCUCUGUUAGUGAUUUCAUAACUGAGUCAUGUGUUUAUGCUGUCAAAAUUAAUUGAUUAUUGGAUUUUUGUAUUUUAUUUUAGGCAGGUUUGUUGUUCUGGAGUGCAUCAGGGAAGUGAUGUGCAUUUGAUCAGACAAGUGAUGUGCGUUUGAUCAGACAUUUUAUUUUUUAAGAAAUAUUUGGACCCCACCAUUUUUUAUCAUCACAAAUGCCAUGAUUUAGACAAAGUCUUGGGCAUAGAUCUGAGCAAAAAUAUGCUUUUGUUUAUCUGACAGUGUGCAAGAGAGUGUGUGUGUGUGUGUGUGUGUGUGUGUGUGUGUGUGUGUGUGUGUGUGUGUGUGUGUGUGUGUGUGUGUGUGUUUGUUUGAGACUGUAUGAAAUAUGAAU
Xyrauchen texanus (razorback sucker) is the source of this 7125-nucleotide messenger RNA. RefSeq names its product misshapen-like kinase 1. Lineage: Eukaryota; Metazoa; Chordata; Actinopteri; Cypriniformes; Catostomidae. The coding region runs from base 1553 to 5434 and encodes 1293 amino acids. The record is from RefSeq and is a predicted model, not a curated record. Gene Ontology annotation, molecular function: ATP binding; protein kinase activity. Gene Ontology annotation, biological process: protein phosphorylation. The transcript is spliced from 31 exons.